Molecule: messenger RNA, 996 nt
Organism: Nerophis lumbriciformis (worm pipefish)
Lineage: Eukaryota; Metazoa; Chordata; Actinopteri; Syngnathiformes; Syngnathidae
Source: RefSeq, a predicted model, not a curated record
AUGGCUGCCCGCACACGCGAUGAAGAACACCGCCAAAGGCGCCGUAAACGUUUGAUUCGAGGGCUCCUGAUGGGGAGCGCGGCGAUCGGCGUUCCGGCCCUGGCCAACUUGCUGGUGCGGCAGCGCGCACGGCAGCUGCCGGCGGCCACCUGGGGCAGUGGUGAUCGCUACGCCUGGCGCCACGGCGAAGUGGUGUUUCAAUGCCUCGGCGAGGGCAGCCCGCUGCUCUUGCUGCAUUCAUUGGGACCGGGUCACGGCUGCACGGAGUGGCGUCAGACCGCCGAGCUGCUGGCCGAGAAUCACCAGGUGUUCGCCCUCGACUUGCUCGGCUGGGGCGAGUCGUCCAAGCCAAUCCUGGCUUACGAUGACGAGCUCUACAUCCAUCUGCUGACCGAUUUCCUGACCGACGUGGUCGGCGGCCGAGCCGCCCUGGCCGCGGCGGGCCUGCCAGCGGCCUACGCCCUGCAGCUGGCGGUAGACCGGCCAGAACUAGUCCGCUGCUUGGCACUGGUCGUACCACAGGGCAUCGAGCUACACGGCGACGAGCCUGAUCUCAAAGACGCGGUGGUACAUCGCCUGCUGAAGCUACCGAUCGUCGGUACUUCGGCGAUGAACCUCUACACCAGCCGCUCCGGCAUCGGCAACUAUUUACGACGCGAGGUCUACGGCUCGCCGGUUCAAGUCAACGAGGCCCUGAUCGACCAGCACUACCGAAUCAGCCAUGAGGAUGGCGCUCAGGCACCGCUGGCGGCCUUGCUCAGCGGUUACUUGAAUCACAACGUGCGGUCGCUGCUAAGCCGUGUCGAGCAACCGGCUUGGUUAGCUUGGGGCCGGCGCGCGGUCAGCCCGCCGGUGGAGUCCGCCGACCUGUGGUUACGCCAGCUCGCCAACGCCGACCUCGAGGUCUUCGAACGCUGCGGCAGCUUGCCGCACGCCGAAUCGCCCGAGGAGUUCAGUCGCAAGCUGGAUAGCUUCCUCGGCGAGCAAGCUGGCUAG